This is a messenger RNA of Porites lobata, 1122 nucleotides long. The record is from the annotation of a GenBank genome assembly. NCBI's taxonomy places the organism in Eukaryota, Metazoa, Cnidaria, Anthozoa, Scleractinia, Poritidae.
AUGAAGACUGUAAAGUUUUCGGAGUUAUUUCCAAACGCCUCCGCGCCAGCGAGAGUUCCCUCGGAACGCAUCUUUAUAAAUGAAAAUCUGACAACAAUUCGCCGAAGGUUAGUGAAAAAGGCGACUGAUAAGAAGAAUGACGGAUUAUUACUGGGAGUUUGGACUAUUGAUGGGAACGUUUUUGUGAAGACUUGGCCGGAUGGAAAUCCUGUAAGAUUUAGUUAGUUACCUUUGACUCAAUGUUACAGCUGGUAGGUGGAAGCAUAAUGAAACUUUUAAGUAUGGGAGGGGCAUCUUAAAAGGGUUUCGAAUCGAGCGGUUUUUUCUCUAAAGUAUUUUCUUUACCUUUAAAGGUAAUUUUUUUUAAGUGUUUCCGUCCGCAGUGGUUUCUGUGCUAACUUGGUUUAGCUGUUUUCAUUUAUUUUGUUUUGCUUCGUUUACUGAUCACACUGCUUUAGGCAAGAGGGUGUUGUCUUAGAUUAACCUAUCUAAUGCAACAAGAAAAAGGAGUGAAGGUCAUCUCACUCAAUGUAAGGGGCAUUCGGAAGGCGAACGAAAAGGAGUAGCAUCUUCAGCUACCUGAAAGAUCAGAAGGCAAAAGUCUAUUUUCUUCAAGAAACAUAUUCAGAAAUUAAUGAUGAAGCUAUUUGGCAGAAUGAAUGGGAAGGUAAAAUAUUUUUUUCUCAUGGGACUAAACAUAGCAAAGGCGUUUGCAUUCUGAUAGAUCCUUCAUUGAAUUAUGUGUUGGAGUCUUCACACGCAAGCAAAUCUGGUAGAAUUGUCAUGAUUACAGUUUUGGUGAAUGGAUUGAAAAUUUCCUUUUGUAAUAUCUAUGCACCAAACAACCUACAGGAACAGUUGGAGUUUAUUCAAGAGUUGAACAAUUGCCUAAUUGACAAGGCUCAAGCUGCUAGUCUUGUUUUAGGUGGUGAUUGGAAUUGUACACUCUCAAAAAAAGAUAAAAAGGGUGAAGUGCCAUGGAAACCUUCACAAUUUAGGAAUAUGCUGUUGAUCACCAUGGAAACGUUUGAUUUAUUACAUAUACAAAGAACACGUCACCCACACCUCAAUAUUUAUACCUAUGCUUCUAAAACUCUUAAUGUUAAGACAAGUCGAGAUUAG